Marchantia polymorpha subsp. ruderalis is the source of this 1262-nucleotide messenger RNA. NCBI's taxonomy places the organism in Eukaryota, Viridiplantae, Streptophyta, Marchantiopsida, Marchantiales, Marchantiaceae. The record is from the annotation of a GenBank genome assembly.
CGAACAUGAGUCCACGGCCAACUGGAGCUGGCGACAACACGAUGGAGCUGAUCGAGUCCGAACAGUCUCGCACUGGUGUGACCUGGUGCUCGCAGAUCGGCCCCUCCCCCACCCUCAGGCUUUCGGUGAGGUGCUGCGAAUAUUCGGCUCCUCGCCUCCCCUCGCCCUCGUCAGCAGCCUGCGACCGAGGCGAGUGUCAGCUGAUAUAUUAGCCGGCUCUGCCCAUGGAGAAAUCAUUCCCACCCACAGCGCCUAGCAAUCUCAAGCAUCUCUAUCAGAGGACAAGAAGAACAGACAGAACGUACAACAACAACAACACCAGCAGCAGCAGACAGGGAUCAAAACUCGAGUUUGAAUUUCGCUUUCACGAAUUCUAAUUUCCAGCUCAAGCUCAAGUUCGGUCAGGUCGACCAAAGCGUCUGAAUCGAGUUCGAAGCUUCCAUCGCAGAUCUCUGAUACCAUGGCUUCCCAAAUGAGCGCGUGCUUUUUCAUCGCCAUGGUUGUGCUUGGAGUGGCAACCGCCCAAGCUCAAGGACCUGCAGUGGCUCCGGCAACGGCUCCAUCAGUCUCGUUCACCCCUACUGUCGCCCCAGUUGCUUCGCCGCCCUCUGCUACGGUGCCCACAGUUGCUCCCGUUGUGGCUCCCGCUGUCGCCCCGACUACGCCGACUGCCCCCAUCACCACCCCCACUGUCGCCCCCACUACCCCUCCCCCCACUGCCACCCCCGUAGUCUCUCCCCCCACUGCUACUCCCAUCUCUGCACCCACGGUCUCCCCCAUCUCUUCCCCUCCUGCUGUUUCCGCCAUUGCACCCGGCCCCGUUGACCAGGACAACGCUGGAGCGAUGACAAGCCCAUUCGCAUGGACUGGUCUUGUUGUGGCCUCAGCUCUUGUAGCUGCUCUGGCUUACUAAGUAUGAGUAGAUCUAAGUGGAUCUAAGUAGCAUUUUUUUAGCCAUUCUUUCAACAUGACGUCGAGGCGUACAUAUACACAUCAAUUCUUUGUUCUGUGGUUUGAAGCGAGUGCAAGAUAGCAGCAGUCGUGGAGAUCACAGGACCAAUAAGCGAAACUGCAGUAGAGUAGACGGUCUGUCUGCGAUUGAAGGGUAUCUCCAAGCUGCAGACAUCGACCUGUAGGAAUUUUAGACAUGUAGAAUCUCUUCCUUCAUGGGUGCAGGCAUCUUAGAAGAAUUAGACUUCAGUGUAGAUUUAGAAACCGGUUUUGGAUACAUUGUUCAAGCCACAAAAGAAAUAAGAAAAUCG